Messenger RNA from Helobdella robusta, 1449 nucleotides. RefSeq lists its product as hypothetical. The transcript is spliced from 10 exons. NCBI's taxonomy places the organism in Eukaryota, Metazoa, Annelida, Clitellata, Rhynchobdellida, Glossiphoniidae. Gene Ontology annotation, biological process: proteolysis. Gene Ontology annotation, molecular function: metallodipeptidase activity. The coding region runs from base 76 to 1242 and encodes 388 amino acids. The record is from RefSeq and is a predicted model, not a curated record.
AAGAAAUUGCGUUCACUUCAUUAAAAUUACUUCGAAAUUACUUUUGUUGAAACGUUUUACCAAAACAAUUUGAAUAUGCAUCUAUUAAUUUUGAUGGCAGUGCUUUCCAUGUCACCUGCAGCUGCAGCUAUUAUUUCCUCAAAUGAUGCGGACCAGGUAAUAGGCGACCUGCUUAAACGUGUUCCACUUAUUGACGGCCACAAUGAUUUGGCUCACCAGAUAUUUGCGCGUAAGAAGAACAAAAUUAACGACCUCGACUUGCAAAAUUGGACCGAAGUUCACACUGACAUCAAAAGAAUGAAGCAGGGUGGUGUCGGAGCUCAGAUUUGGGCGGUGUAUGCUGGUUGUUCAACGCAGUACAGGGAUGCAGUGAGAGCCUGCUUGGAGCACCUGGACACCAUUCAACGUUUCGUUUACAAAUACCCCAACGAACUGCAGAUGGCCUACUCAAGCCAAGAAAUCACAGAAACGUUCAAGAAAGGAAAAAUUAGCAGCUUACUAGGAGUGGAGGGUGGUCAUUGUUUGGACAGCAGUCUGUCAGUUUUGCGAAUGUUGUACCAGCUGGGCACCAGGUAUAUGACCUUGACACACAACUGUGACACUCCCUGGGUGACGAACAAUUUGCGAGACCGCAAUGCCACCAACGUUGCAGGACUGACGCAGUUUGGAAAGGAUAUAAUCCGUGAGAUGAAUCGCCUAGGAAUGAUAGUUGACAUGUCACACGUUUCGAAGGCAGCCAUGGUGGAUGUCCUCGCGACUUCCGUGGCUCCUGUCAUCUUCAGCCAUUCAAACAGCUACAAACUUGCUCCUCACACCAGGAACGUUCAAGACGAUGUUCUACUCUUGCUGAAAAAGAACAAAGGUCUCAUAAUGAUAACCUUCCCGAGUUCUUUCCUCGAUGUUUCUGGAGAAGCAUCAAUAUCGAGCGUGGCUGACCACCUCGAGUACAUAUACAAGCUGAUCGGAAUAGACCACGUUGGCAUUGGUUCGGAUUACGAUGGCACGCCCAGUCUGCCAGUGGGAUUGGAGGACGUCUCAAAGUUUCCUGACCUGCUGAAGUAUCUCUACGUCAACAGGGAGUGGACGGUCACCAUGCUCGAAAAGUUGAUUGGUCAAAAUUUCUUGCGCGUUUUCCAGGACGUAGAGAGGGUUAGCAAGUCCUUGAAAGGAAUGAUGCCGCUGGAGGACAGGUUGCCUCAGUCUCAGUUGGUCAACACGACAUGCAGAUCUGCUGAAUAUUAAUAACACACAUCCACACACCACACGUCAAAAUACACGCCACACACACACACACACACACACACACACACACACACACACAAGCACAUCACACUUACCAUACAUCUUUGAAUGAGCAUGUUGGACAAAGAUGUUUUUAUUUCAUAUUUAAUUUUUUUUCAAAUCAAAACCGUUAACUACAAUAAUGUAAUAUACAAAAUUUUAAGCAGC